AUGGCGGCUCACGAGCUCCUCCUGACCUUGGCCAUCGUUGCCGUCGCGUUGCUAGCUUCCCCCGCGGCGGAAGCGUACCCGUGGGUAAUUUGCGGCCCGAGCACCUACACGGCCAAGAGCCAUUACCUGGCGAACAUCAACCGCAUCGGUGCCACCCUCUCCAAGAACGCCUCCCAGUCCCCGGACCUCUUCGCCACCGCCAAGGUCGGCGCCGCUCCGGACCAAGUAUGGGCUCUCGCGCUCUGCCGCGGCGACGCCAACGCCUCCUACUGCUUCGCCUGCCUCGACCAGGCCUUCCAGGACCUGCCGAACGCGUGCCCCUUCAGCAAGGAGGCCACCGUCUUCUACGACUCCUGCGUGCUCCACUACUCCAACAUCCAUUCCCACCCCACCGACGGCAGCACAUACAGCCAGAGCCGUCCGGUCCGCAACAUAUUCAACGCCACGGUCGAGCCGGCCCGGUUCCAGCGCCUUGUGGCGGCGCUCGUGAACGCCACCGUGAGCUACGCCGUGUACAACUCCACGCGGUUGUACGCGUCCGGGGAGGCCGGCUUCGACCGGGAGUUCCCCAAGGUGUACGCCUGGGCGCAGUGCACGCCGGACCUCACGCCGGCGCGCUGCCGGGACUGCCUCGUCCAGAACAUGGACUACUUGGCGGAUCUGUUCACGGACUCUAUCGGAGCCAGGGUUGUUGGGAUGAGGUGCAGCUACCGGUACGACACGGUGCCCUUCUUUGAUGGCCCGGUCAUGGUGCGGCUGGCCGGAACGUCCGCCAGUUCUCGAGCACCGGCCUCAGCGCCGGCCAGUUCCGGAGAACCGGCCUCAGCGCCGGCUGGGGUGCCCAAUGUUUUGACGCCUGUGACGGCCGCCGGAAAAGGGAGGAACUACAGUGUUCCUGCUUGGGUUCUUAUAGUUGUUCUUCCUACUAUAGCAGCAAUUAACCUUUUCGCUUGCUUGCUUCUCUGGAGGAGGAGGCGGGCGCUAGCACAAGCAAAGCAGCCAUAUCCAAAUUAUUCUACUGAAGCUGCGGAUAUCGACAGUGUAGACUCCAUGCUGAUUGACAUUUCAACAUUGCGUGCUGCAACGGGUGAUUUUGCGGAAAUCAACAAGCUCGGAGAAGGCGCAUUCGGUUCGGUGUACAAGGGUACUCUGCCCAACGGCGAAGAAAUAGCAGUGAAGAGACUGUCAAAGAGCUCAGCACAAGGAGUGGAGGAGCUGAAAAAUGAGCUCGCCUUGCUUGCUAAGCUGAAGCACAAAAACCUCGUUACGCUUGUUGGCGUCUGCCUGGAGCAGCAGGAACGGCUGCUCGUCUACGAGUUUGUCCCAGGCCGGAGCCUUGACAAGAUCAUAUUCGACACCGAGAGACGUGAGCAGCUUGACUGGGUACAUAGGUACAAGAUCAUAAACGGAAUCGCCCGAGGCAUGCAGUACCUCCAUGAAGAUUCCCAACUCAAAGUAGUGCAUCGUGAUCUCAAAGCCAGCAACAUCUUGCUUGACAAUGACAUGAACCCCAAGAUCUCAGACUUCGGCCUCGCCAGGCUCUUCGGACGAGACCAGACGCAGGCCGUCACGAACCGUGUCGUCGGAACAUAUGGGUACAUGGCGCCGGAGUACGCGACGCGAGGAAACUACUCAAUGAAAUCAGACGCGUUCAGCUUCGGGGUCAUGGUUCUCGAGAUCCUGACCGGGAGGAAGAACAACGACAUCUACAAUUCCCAGCAAUCGGAAAAUCUUUUAACUAUGAUGUGGGGGCAUUGGACGGCCGGGACAGUGUUGGGUAUGAUGGACCUGUCCAUGAGAACCAGCUUCUCGGAAAGCGAAGUGUUGAAAUGCAUCCACAUAGGGCUUCUAUGCGUUCAGGGUAAUCCGGCGGACCGGCCGGUGAUGUCGUCGGUGGUCAUGAUGCUCGGAAGUGAAAUCGUCUCACUCAGAGCUCCAUCCAAGCCGACGUUCUAUGGAAGGAGCAAUGUUGGUGCCAACUCGGGCAUCGCGUCCACGUCAAACAUUUUGGAUGGCCCUCGAGAUUCCAUUUAACAAAGGUCUUGUUUGAUACUAAAUAUUUCAUGAGGAAUUGGAAUAACCUCGACAGAGAUGGGUGAAAACACUUCACCCAAUCCCCUUAAAUCACCGUGAAAACUCCAAUCCACAACCCACUAGCACUAGGUAGGGUAGAGUAUUUGGUUAUUGAAAAAAUACAUUAAAUUUGGAAAAA
Molecule: messenger RNA, 2212 nt
Organism: Lolium rigidum
Lineage: Eukaryota; Viridiplantae; Streptophyta; Magnoliopsida; Poales; Poaceae
Product: cysteine-rich receptor-like protein kinase 6
Exons: 7
Coding region: 1-2034 (677 amino acids)
Biological process (GO): protein phosphorylation
Molecular function (GO): ATP binding; protein kinase activity
Source: RefSeq, a predicted model, not a curated record